AUGACCGUGGCUAUGAACAGACGCACGCGAUCAAUUCCAGCGGGUAGACGAAGUGUGAAUUAUACGGAGAAAGAAGAGGAUGAUUUGACCACGGAUUCCCUCCAAGAGAGCACGAGUGAUGAGGAGGAUACGGGACGGUCUGUCGAAUCGGGGGACGCACCGAUCUGGCUGAAGGAUACAGUGGAUCCGGAUUCGGAUGUUGAAUUGGAGUCUGAGGAUGAACUUGAUGCCAAUGAGGACAGAGACCUGCAGGAUUUACUUCUUACUAAGGAGCGCACUCGGGCAGAGGACGACUCCGGCGACGAUGACGAAGAUCUUGCUGAGGGAAUGAACACCGUUUCCCUGAAAUUGAAGAAACUCGAUGAGUUUGUGCAGCAGAGCCAGGUGUACUCCAGUAUUAUAGCGGACACUUUGCUGAAACGUACAAGCGAGUUGAAGGAUGAACAACUGGAGACUGCUCCACCACAAAAGAAACAGAAACUUGCCAAGGGGAAAAGGUCUAUCUUGGAUUUUUUCAGGAAAAGGACCCCAGCAGAGGAGAGGGAGCAGGCAGCGACACCGAAUGUGACAGAGGUAGACCAGGAACAACCCAGUCUUUUGAAAAAUUGUACUUUGAAACCUUAUCAAUUGGAAGGUUUGAACUGGUUGAUUACUCUGUACGAAAACGGGCUCAACGGGAUUCUCGCGGAUGAAAUGGGGCUUGGGAAGACCAUACAGAGUAUUGCACUACUCGCGUUCAUAUACGAGAUGGACACACAGGGACCCUUUUUAAUUGCUGCACCUCUAAGCACUCUCGACAACUGGAUAAAUGAAUUUGCUAGAUUUGCACCCGAUGUCUCAGUGUGCAAAUACUACCAUCAGGGGGGCCACGUAGAGAGAGCAAAGUUGUUGCGGAAAUUCUUCAAGGAGACACACGGUACAGGGGUCGUUAUCACAUCGUAUGAGAUCAUUAUGAGAGACACCGAAUACAUAAUGUCCAAAGAAUGGAAAUUUCUGAUUGUCGACGAGGGUCACCGCUUGAAAAACGUCAACAGUAAAUUGAUCAAAGAACUGAAAAGGAUUAACACCUCAAACAGAUUGUUGCUAACCGGCACCCCUCUACAAAACAACCUCGCAGAGUUGUGGUCACUCCUAAACUUUAUUUUACCAGAUAUAUUCUCCGAUUUUGAAAUCUUCAACAAAUGGUUCGACUUCAAGGACUUGGACUUACAGAGUAACUCAAAGAGACUCAACAAAGUUAUCAAUGAUGAACUGGAAAAAAAUCUUAUUACCAAUUUACACACUAUCCUAAAGCCAUUCCUUCUGAGAAGAUUGAAGAAGAACGUCCUUGCCGGUAUAUUACCGCCGAAACGGGAGUACAUUGUAAACUGUCCAUUAACGCCCAUACAGAGGAAGUUUUAUAAGAAGACCCUUGGGGGCAAUUUGAGAGUCACCAUUUUCAAAGAGUUGAUGAAACAGUAUUUCACUUUAAACUCGGAUCAUUUGGGGAAGAUAUCAAACAAGUCCAUCAGGGAGUUUAUCGACUAUAAACUGGGCCAGCAACGCGACAAUAACCUACCAGAUAUGGACGCUACAGUUUCAGAGACCGUCUUGAAGAUGGACCAAAUCUAUCAGAAAAAUCUACACCAACAAAUCCUAAACAAGAAAACCCAGAGUAUGAUGAUACAGCUACGACAAAUUGUUGAUUCCACGUUCCUGUUCUACUUCCCAUACGUGGAACCCGAGGACCUUACACUUGACGCUUUACUGCAGACAUCCGGUAAACUACAGACUCUACAAAAGCUGGCAAUCCCUCUCAUCAAGAAGGGACACAAGGUGCUUAUCUUCUCGCAGUUUGUCAACAUGCUCGAUUUGAUAGAAGACUGGUGUGAACUCAAUUUGGUCGAAUCGCUCAGAAUAGAUGGUUCCGUAGACAACGAAACGAGAAAGAAGGACAUAGAGAACUUCAACUCGCCAAAGGGGAAACACUCGGUCUUCCUUCUGUCCACGAGAGCAGCAGGACUUGGCAUCAACCUGGUUGCUGCUGACACAGUCGUGCUAUUCGACAGCGACUGGAAUCCACAAGUGGAUUUACAGGCAAUGGACCGCUGCCACAGGAUAGGACAGGAUAAACCCGUGAUAGUGUAUAGAUUUUGUUGCGAUAACACAAUAGAACACGUCAUUCUAACAAGAGCUGCCAAUAAGAGGAGACUCGAACGUUUGGUAAUUCAAAUGGGGAAAUUCAAUACUUUGAAAAAGCUCGCACUGAACGAGGGUUCGUUCUUACAACAGAGCACCGGGUUGACAAAUAAAUCAACCAACAAAGAGCUUGUGACGGAACUCUCGCAACUCUUGAUGAGCGGCGAAUCUAGUAUUGGUUUCAACCGUAGCAAGACCGAGCAAGCAGAGAUCGAUGAACCUUUGACACGCGCAGAAAUCAAGGAAUUGACAGACCGGUCGCUUGCAGCCUACAAACCCGACCGAACUGUGGAAUUGCCGCACGUCAGAUUGUUCGAGACAACGUCCAGUUAUUGA
Messenger RNA from Huiozyma naganishii CBS 8797, 2514 nucleotides. It is a transcript of the gene IRC5, whose product is annotated as putative ATPase. NCBI's taxonomy places the organism in Eukaryota, Fungi, Ascomycota, Saccharomycetes, Saccharomycetales, Saccharomycetaceae. The record is from RefSeq and is a predicted model, not a curated record. The transcript has a single exon. Bases 1 to 2514 code for a protein of 837 amino acids. Gene Ontology annotation, cellular component: nucleus. Gene Ontology annotation, molecular function: DNA binding; ATP-dependent chromatin remodeler activity; ATP binding.